CUUCUAUCUCCCACCUCCUGAGCUCUCAAUAGAAGCCCUAAAAUCGAAGCGCUCGCUCUCGUCCCCCCAAACUUCAAAACAGCUUGUCAGUGUUCUCACAUAGCAAAGCAAGUGUUUUGCACUAACUCGAGUUAUUAUUAUAUUGAAAGGAAUUAUGUGGGUGGGAGCUCUUAAUCUUGUGAAGCAUGAGAUAGAACAAAUCUAAUAAUAAGAGCUCGUUUAUUGUACGGAGAUGUAUAGAGGAGGCCUCGACAGAUUCAAGAAAGCUCAAUCUCUUGAACCCUUCUCUGUGUCCAACAAUUCGGCUUCCAAAACUAAUUCAGCUCCUAAAACAGAUACCCAACCUCCCGUAAAAUCCCUCAAACAUCAAAACCCACAAAAUGCUGCUCAGAGACCGGCAGUUCCUGAACCGGCCGUGCCACCUCAGCAUGUGACUCAGCUAGGUGGCGGCCAGUCCACCUGGCAACCGCCGGACUGGGCAAUAGAGCCGCGAGCCGGGGUUUACUAUUUGGAGGUGGUGAAGGAUGGGGAGGUUCUUGAUCGUAUCAAUCUGGACAAGCGAAGGCAUAUAUUUGGGAGGCAGAUUCCUACUUGUGACUUUGUGCUUGAUCACCAGUCUGUUUCUCGCCAGCAUGCGGCUGUGGUUCCUCACAAGAACGGGAGCAUCUUUGUCAUUGAUUUAGGAUCUGUCCAUGGUACAUUUGUUGCAAACGAGAGACUAACAAAGGACAGUCCAGUUGAACUCGAAGUUGGACAAUCACUAAAGUUUGCUGCCUCUACUCGAAGUUACGUCUUGAGAAAGAACACGGCCGCUCUUUUUCCCACUCCUUCACUUCCCUCAGAACUCAAUCUCCCUUCUCCUCCUGAUCCGUCUGAUGAAGAUGCUGUUGUUGCCUAUAACACAAUACUUAAUCGUUAUGGCGUUUCGAAAUCGGAGAAUAAUAAAAUUGAAAGACCGACAAAGAAGCGCAAAAGGAUAAGAGUGGCCUUCAAAGAUCAAGUAGGCGGGAGUUUGGUUGAAGUUGUCGGUAUCUCGGAUGGAGCAGAUAUUGAAACUGAACCGGGUCCAAUAGGGGUGAAGGAAGGAAGUCUUGUUGGCAAAUACGAGUCUCUUAUACAAACUACGGUAAUACCAAAAGGGAAGGAGCAAGUAUUGCCUAAAGAAGAUAGUGUUUCGCCUAAAGGGGUUACUGAUAAGCUACAACAGGUGUUCAAAAAAGUUAAAAAUAAUCCUAAAGGUGGGAUUUAUGAUGAUCUUUAUGGUGAUUCGUUUAAGGUUGGUUCUUCUUGGGCAAAGACAUUGGAGGGAAAAUCAGACAAAGGUCUUGAUUCAGGUACAGAGAAGGUUGAUGCUAAUAUUCUGGAUGAUAGCGACGAUCUAUUUGGUUGAUUUUGUAUGACGCAUGAAGAUUUUGAGUUAUUUUUGAGACGGACCAAAUUUUUGGGAUGUAUGGCUGUGUAAAAGCCAUGAGCGGACGUAUGUCUUGAGCCAGGUACAGUUCUUUCUGUGGAAUGAUCUACAAGCAGAGUCUUUCGGAUUUGUGAACAUGGACUAUCAUAUUCUUCAGUGUAUGAAAUGUUUACUUGGAAACACAUUGGCAAUGAUAGCAUCAUAUGAGCAAACCAUGAUGCUAUUAUUAUCAUUGAAUUUGAUCAUCCUCUUGAGUUAAACUUAUGCUUCGGUUGGUGUUUUGAUCCAUUUUCGCAUGCGUAAGAAGAAAUUUGAUCUUGCUGAUUA
This is a messenger RNA of Asparagus officinalis (garden asparagus), 1738 nucleotides long. RefSeq names its product nuclear inhibitor of protein phosphatase 1. Gene Ontology annotation, molecular function: protein binding; mRNA binding. NCBI's taxonomy places the organism in Eukaryota, Viridiplantae, Streptophyta, Magnoliopsida, Asparagales, Asparagaceae. The record is from RefSeq and is a predicted model, not a curated record. The coding region runs from base 233 to 1390 and encodes 385 amino acids. The transcript is spliced from 3 exons.